Elaeis guineensis (African oil palm) is the source of this 1826-nucleotide messenger RNA. RefSeq lists its product as uncharacterized. The record is from RefSeq and is a predicted model, not a curated record. NCBI's taxonomy places the organism in Eukaryota, Viridiplantae, Streptophyta, Magnoliopsida, Arecales, Arecaceae.
UACACCAAGUAUCAAAAUCCUCGCAACCCCUCAGCCCCGUAGCCAAGCCAGGUCUCCACAACCCCCAACCCUUUUUGGCCCUUCUUCCUUUCUCCCUCCCCAAUGCCCUCUCCAUCAAAAGCUAAAGCCUAAAGUAUAUUUUUUCUCUAAAGCCAAAAGGGAAAGCUAAAAAUAAGCCCCCCAACAUCACUCCCUCCCCUCCAAUCCCCCCAAAUUAAAGCAACCAUCACAACGAGCAUCAGUGAGCGUGAGAAAGAGAGAGAGAGAGUGAGAGAGAGUGAGAGAGACAGAAGAAACAAUGCUGGCCCAAAUCCCUCUCCUUCUCCUCCUGCUCUUCGGCCAAAUGUCUCUCCUGCCCGGCCUGCCCGUCCUGCCCGACCCCGACCCUGCCGCCAUCCAGCCGUCACUCAUCUUCCCCACCUCCUCCCCGCCCGCCACCAUCCCGGCGUUCCCCGAGCAGUCCGACGUCGCCGGCGCGGCCUGCCCCCUCGACCUUCCCGACGACCUCCUCCCCGCCGUCUCCGCCGCCUGCUCCGCCUCCGCCGCCGGCCGCCUCGCCUCCCGCUCCCGCUGCUGCCCGGCCCUUGCCGCCUGGCUCUACGCCGCCUACUCCGCCACCGCCCUCGCCGCGCGCCCCAUGCCCGCGCCACCCGCCCUCGAUCUCCCCAUACUGCCCGACGACUCCGAAGCUUGCAUCGGUGGCGUCGAGCGCGCCCUCCGCGACCGUGGCGUCCGCCUUCCUAGCGUCAACGGCACGUGCGACGCGGCGUACUGCUACUGCGGCAUCCGCCUCCGGAGGCUCACGUGCGCCGGGGGAGCGUCCGGCGCGGAGGGGCGGUGGGUACCCCCGGGAGACGCCUCGCGCCGCCUGGAGCGGUACUGCAGCCGGCCCGGCCUUGCCGGGUGCUCCCGCUGUCUUCGGACCCUGAACCAGCUGAAGAACAAAGUGGAGGGGGGUGGUAACGUGACCAAUGUAGGCAAGAGAGGGGCCGGGACUCGGAACCAGGAGUGCCAGCUCAUGGGGGUAACGUGGCUCUUGUCGAAGAAUCGGACCCGCUACCUCCCCGCCGUCACCUCCGUCCUCCGCGCCCUCAUGGCCGCCGACGCCACCGGCGCCGCCUCCGACCCCACGUCCUGCUCCCUCCCCCACGAUUCCAUGCCUCUGGCCGUCGACUCUGCCCAGAUCGACGGCCAGGCCGCCUCCUCCGCUGUCUUCCAAUCCCCGUUAACGUCGAACCCUCUCCGUCUCCUCAUAAUAAUUCCCUUAAUCCUCUCAUCUUUCUUCUAAUACUAAUGUCGUACCUCCAAAAAGAGAGAGAGAAAAAAAAAAACACUCGUCCUCUGUAAUUAUAUGUAAUCUAUUUUGUUGUAGGUCAUUAAAUCUCCCUUUCGAUUGCUAGUUAUCAUGGUUUCAUGUUCUAAGAAUCUUUGUAGGGUGACUGGGGCCUGCCAACAUGGGAUGUGGGGCCUCCUUGGUGGGUGCCUUGUGGAGUGCGAGUUGGUGGUGUGCACUGUUUUCGUAGACUUGGCAACCUUUUGGCAGACGCUUUGAGUGUUAUUGUUGGGUGGAGUUGGAUCUCAAUUCUGGGCUCUUUCGGCUGCUGCUUGAAAGGACAUGCCAUUUUAUAUUUGCUAGUAUCCGAGACUGGGUCCCUUGAAAUGUCCUGGACUUCAAUUUUUAAUUACGUGGGGACAUACCAAGUUGUUAUAUGUUGGUUUUCCAGUAUCAUGUUGCAUGCAGCAUGCAUUUGUAAUUACUCAGUACUGCAUGCCAUGCCAGUUGCAGUACGUCUAUUGGAUUGAUGAACCAAACAAAAUUUGCACCU